This is a messenger RNA of Magallana angulata, 3342 nucleotides long. Its product is annotated as secretin receptor-like. Gene Ontology annotation, cellular component: plasma membrane. Bases 535 to 2172 code for a protein of 545 amino acids. Lineage: Eukaryota; Metazoa; Mollusca; Bivalvia; Ostreida; Ostreidae. The transcript has 15 exons. Gene Ontology annotation, molecular function: peptide hormone binding; G protein-coupled peptide receptor activity. Gene Ontology annotation, biological process: cell surface receptor signaling pathway; adenylate cyclase-modulating G protein-coupled receptor signaling pathway. The record is from RefSeq and is a predicted model, not a curated record.
CCAGCGCGCUCCACAAAGUCUCGGCCGCCCGAAGAAAGUGAUUCAUCGCAGACGACUAAAGAAGCCAUUCCUUAUUUUCGGGGUUUUUUUUUCUGUGUCAACUCUAAUUUGAGGAAAUGUAAGCAAUGUAUUUCCCAAAUCCGCAAUGAUUUUGGGACUCAAGCAAAACAAGUGAUACGCCAUUCAAUUAUGUUAAGCGUCUCAACUACCUGCGAAAUCUGAUGUGAAUUGGAAACCAAUACGAGUGACUCGGAAUUUCCCGGAAUAACGGUGCAUCGCGCUGUCUCCAGCAGACAUUCUGGGAAUAUCAUGUGACAGCAGAGAGAUAUUUGAUUCAUUCUCUGAUUGGAAGGGAGUGGUGGAAUUCGUUUUUUUUUUAAAAAUCACUCGUCUUCAUAAAGUAGAGAUAGCUUUAGCGCCCUCUGUAGGGGAAAACUGGCAGUGAUAUAUUAUACAAGGAGAUACAUACAUAAGAUUGAAAAAGUAACAACUAUUUUGAUUAUGAGGUAAUUUGGUGAACGUCUCUCUGUAGCAAUGGAAGGAUGGACCAAAGUGGGUUGGAGAACAACAGGGCUGUUAAUUAUCUCCCUUGUUUUGCUGGACAUCGGAUUGUGUACCGAGUUUGGCCCCGAUUUGACUAAAAACAGUAGGGACCAACAGAUAACCUUAAUUCAGGAGAGGUUGUUGUGUGAGGGGCUUAUUGCCGAAGAGAGGAACAUGUCAACGUCUAACGAAUCCCAGUGUGUGAGGGUUUGGGACAACGUCAUGUGUUGGCCUCCCACCCCCGCGGGUCAGCUAGCCAUCCUACCCUGUCCAAGCCACAUCAGGAAUAUUGACACCUCCCAGAACGCCUCCCGUCAGUGUAUGGAGGACGGCACGUGGUUUGUUCAUCCGAAUCAUAGUUCCUGGACCAACUUCACCCAGUGUUAUUUAUCAGUAACAGGUGUCAAUAAACAUUCCUCAGUUCCGCCUUUGAUUGAGAGAUAUGCAGACUCUGUUCAGCUAAUGUACAACAUCGGGUAUGGGUUGUCUCUCGGGUCAUUAGUCAUAGCCGUAAUUAUCAUGGUCUAUUUCAAAAAGCUCCACUGUGCGCGCAACUUCAUCCACAUCAACCUCUUUGUGUCUUUCAUCCUGCGAGCAACCAUGACUAUCAUCAGAGACAAACUUCUAGUGAAGUUCGUGGGUUUCCCCAGUGACGUGAUAAAUGAAAAUGGCGUCAUUAGAUUUAGAGACGACGUCAUUCACUGGGAGUGUCGUAUGUUCUUCACCCUGUAUAACUACACCCUGGCCGCCAGCUAUAUGUGGAUCUUUGUGGAAGCCCUCUAUCUACAGAUACUCAUUUCCGUUUCCGUUUUCAUGGAGAGGAGCCGGACCAAGUGGUUCAUGCUUCUGGGAUGGUUAUUUCCACUGACUUUCAUUUUGCCAUGGGUGCUUGUUCGGAUUUUAAAGUAUAAUGAACUUUGUUGGAAUAUCAGCAAAAACAAUCUACUCAUGUUCAUCAUUUAUGGUCCAUCUGCAAUCACAGCACUGAUUCAGUUUAUCAUUUUCAUCAACAUCGUUCGAGUUUUAUUUACCAAACUUCAUGCAUCAGCCGGGCACCAGACAAACAGUUUCCGGUAUAGUCAUAUUGACGGUCACAUGAUCAGACGCUUGGCUAAAUCUAUCCUCAUCCUGAUUCCGCUGUUCGGCGUAUAUAACAUUAUCUUCAAUGUGAACUACGUGAUGACAAGCUUCAACUAUAUAGACGAGACCUCCAUGGCGUACUUCAUUCUAUGGUGGAUCGAAUUGUUCUUUAACUCGUUUCAGGGGUUCAUCCUCGCCAUGUUGUUUUGUUUCCUGAACGCUGAGGUACAAGCAGAAUUUAAAAAGGUUUGGCAUCGACAUACAACGGAUUGGACCGGAAGUGUUAGAACAACACGAACAUUUAUGUCACGCACGCGCAAUUCUGUGAAAAAUCCUUCGACUUCAAAUGGAAACGCGUCACCUCACAGUGACGUCAUCAGUAGUACAAAAAACGAACUCGAUUCAGAGUUAUUAGCUAUUUUUAAAAACGAACCAAACUGUGACAAUGAUAUCGAAAUCCGGACUGUCGACACAGAAUUAACUGAGGAGCAUUCUCCCUGCAUAAACAAUAACGAAUCAAUUUCCGAAAAAUGUGACGAGAAACUUUGACACUGUGACGCACACUUUCUUGUGGAAGUUUUGGACAUGCUUGUCAACCAUAGUACGACUUGACUACACAUGGAAAAGCAACUAAGUAUUAUCCAAUGUAGAAGCUUUUGAAACAACAUAAAUGGAAAAAGAAAGAUGGAAUUGGUUCCAUAUCGAUGUUUCCAAGGUUUUUCAAUCAUGUAUUUUUACUUGACAACAUUUUUCUUUGGUGUUUGAUUCAUGAUUCUGUUGGAAGUCCUUCAUUCGUGAAAAAAAACAUGAUAUCAAGAAAGAGUGGAUUUGGUGGUUAACUUGAUCAAAUAUAAAAACGUUGUUUUUGCCAGGAAAUGGAAACAAAUUACAUGAGAAAGUUAGACUUUAAAUUGUUUGUGUUUUACAUGUGUCUACAUGCAUGUCUACGUGAACUUGUCCGUACACUUGUUAUAUGGUGUGCAUUUUUUUUCUAUUAUGACGGUGGAGCUAGCGGAUGGUGAUGAUAUUUUAUGAGAACGGCGUUUAAUGCUUGUUGUUAGACAUUAUGUGAUGUAUGAACUUUUUCUUUAACAAUAGAAUAUACUUGUUUUUGUGUCUAUGUUUAUAAAUUAUGUAUUUCAACACCUCACAUCGAAAUUCAAUGAACAUUUGUAGAAUAAAAUGAAGUAAUCAAUAAUAUUUAGCCUUGCCGUUCAGACAACAUGAGUAAUAUAGCAAACACCAUAUACAUGUAAUACUGAGUUCAGCAACAAAUAAGUAUGUGAAACAACUACAUAUACAUAGCUGAUAGACGAUCGUUAAAUCAAAAUUCUAGAGCUCUCUGAAUCGUUAACUUUAACGAAACCUUACAAUAAGUUAUAAAGUCAUAGUAAAUAAAAAUCGUUAUUCUCUAUGUUCUCUAUGUACACUGACCCUUUAACUACUCAAAAAAGUAAGUAAUACCUCCACCCCAAACUGUUUAGGAUUGGGUGAGCUAUCCAGACUUCUCCCCUCCCCAUUGUUGGCACAUCCUGGGGUGUAAUAGCGCAGUAGCUGGGGGAGGGGUUCCGACCUUAUAUGAUAUAUUUUAUGAUAUGAUAUGAUUUAAUUUUAUGAGUAUUACGUCAUAAUUUCUGCAUACCGCGUAAUUCUACAAGUUGUACAAGAGGGAGGUGAAAACUUGUAUCAUUUUUAAAAUAAAGAUAUCGACUUUGUGUA